AUGAAAAAUGUUGAAGGUGCAAGUUACGGAGGCUAUGAAACACUAGUCGCGCUCACGUUCACCCCGGACGAUUUUGCCUGUGGUGUGGACAUCUUUGGCCCAUCGAAUUUGGUCACUCUGCAAAAGACGAUCCCGCCAUACUGGCACGGAGAACGCAAGAUGCUUGCUCGAAUGAUGGGAGGCAAUAUCGAUAGUGAGGCCGGCCGUCAAUCGCUCAUCGCUCGUUCGCCGCUGUUUUUGGCCGAUCGCGUGAAGAAGCCACUGCUGAUUAUGCAGGGUGCCAAUGAUGCUCGUGUCAAACGAGAGGAAUCUGAUCAGUUCGUGGACAAUCUACGAAAGAAUAACAUUUCUGUGACCUAUGUGCUCUAUCCCGAUGAGGGACACGGUUUUGUGAAGGUCAACAAUAAGUUAGCGCAAUAUGGUUUCAUCGAAGAGUUCUUGCAAAAGUGCCUUGGAGGAUGCUAUGAACCUUACUACCAAGGACAAUACAACUCCUCAGCGAUUCUGGUCUCAGAUGGAUUUUCUACGGCAACGACAACACUACAGUGGAACAGCAGUGAAUAUCUCUCUCUCGACUGA
Molecule: messenger RNA, 579 nt
Organism: Cooperia oncophora
Lineage: Eukaryota; Metazoa; Nematoda; Chromadorea; Rhabditida; Trichostrongylidae
Source: the annotation of a GenBank genome assembly